This is a messenger RNA of Chara braunii, 1581 nucleotides long. The record is from the annotation of a GenBank genome assembly. NCBI's taxonomy places the organism in Eukaryota, Viridiplantae, Streptophyta, Charophyceae, Charales, Characeae.
ACCGUCUGAAGCAAGGAAUUACGGCCGCGGAAGUUGUAGCUGUCGGUGCCAAAGUGUCUAAAAUGAUGGCCCAGUGCCAGAAAGCGCUGGACCAGUUUGCUAUUAAGCAGUUGGAAGAAGUCAUGGAGUCAUCUAGGAAAGGGGAAAUCAGACCAGAAGUGACCGAGGCUAUGAUUGACGCAAACAUCCAGCAAUUAAGAGAGGCGCUGACUGCGGAAGAAAGGAAGAAGGAAGAACUAGCUCGGAAACAUGAACAGGAACUGAGAAGGGAACAAAAAGUGAAUGAAAUUAGACAAGUGAUAGGAACAAAAGGGAAGGAACAGACUGACCUGACACAGACAUUGUAUCACAUCAUGACUUACCUCACCUUCUUGGAAGAGAAGAUUGACAGACAGCAAAGCCAGUUAGAUGAAAUUGUUGUAGGAUUGCAAACUGUCACAAACAUUGUGAAAGGGAAGCAUCCGGUAGAAAAAAAACAAGGAGAGGUUCAGGAAGACAAGAAACAAGUUAAAAAGUUGAUGAGUGAUGCAAUGAAAUCCGCUGAUCCUCAGGAUCAGAAGACGUCUAAUGGAGGGGGAUCAAGUCCACCAUCUUCUCCACCGAACACUCCUUCUUCUCCUCCCUCCUCUCCACCUCCACAGCCUCCAGCUUCUCUGCAAGGUAAGGUAAGUACGGAACCGGUAAAGCUGAAAAUGAAAGAAGAAGUGAAGAUGAAAUUGCCAUUCACGUUUUGCAACAAGAGGGAUGAGAACUUAUUGCUCUGGAUAGCGGAAAUUCAGACAUACUAUAGCACGACCCCUGUUGAAUCUGAGUCCCAGGUUGCUUUCUCUACCUCUUGUCUUGGGGGGGAAGCUAAGGAAUGGGUAUUGGUCGAAGCUAACGCUGCAGGGUUCGAUGACAUUGGCACAUGGACUAGGACAUUGACUCUGAAGCAGUUCCUUGGUAAAAUCAAUGAACACUUUUUGGACAAGACAACGACCGAUAAGGCCUUUGACCAGCUCACCACCAUUGGACAAAGACAUUGGACCUCAAUGGAAGCACUGUCCCGAGAGGUUGACCGGUUGCUGCAGGUUCCUGGAUUGAACCUGCAAGACAACCAAGUCUUGUAUAUCUAUUCCCGCGCUCUACCCGCGCCCAUUCAUGGACAACUCGUGGCAGAAUCGAAAUUCGGAAAGUACAAUUAUAGGCAGUUUCGCGAUUUGGCUCUCCAGCGAGAGCAAAUGACUUCACAGGUAAAGAAUUCUUAUGCCUCUGUAGUAAAGUAUGGGGGUGGAGGAGGCGCAGGCGUAGGUAAGCGGGUACUCUGGCGCCAAAAGCGCUAGGACCACACCCUCGUCGUCUUUGACGACGAUACUGUGGAGAAGUGGUCAUUGGAGGCCGAGAGUGUGGUGAGCAACAAUGAUUCCGGGAAGGGGGAAGUCACUGCUGCCGUGGUCAACAAGGGAGGACCACGACCACCAGGAAAGGAGAAGAAGCCACGCUCGUUUUCCGAGCAUCCCGGAAUUGCGGCUGGGAGGCCAUAGGAGAAGAUGGGAAUUACACAAGAAUUGUGGCAGGAAAGAAUGAACAAUGCCCAAUGUC